AUGAACUGGAUGGGAGACCUCAAAGAUUACCUUCUGUCUAUCAAAAAUCGCCACGAUCUCAUCGAGGGCUCCUGUCGGCACAAUGUCAUCGGCGUGGACUGGAGUGAAGGCGCCAAGACGGCAUUCUACCCGCAGGCAGUUGCCAACACUCAGCUUGUCGGUGCAAUUGUUGCCAAAUUCAUCAAAGAUCUGAUCAGCGUACAUCGAACCACGCCAGAUCGCUUUACCAUUGUCGGACACUCUCUCGGAGCUCAUACUUCAGGCUUUGUGGGCACCCAUUUUAAAAAACCAAAUCAAAUUAAGCUCAUAAUAGGACUUGAUCCAGCAGGGCCUGGGUUUCACGACGUGCCUAAUACACACCGGCUAGAUCCUUCAGAUGGAAAGCUAGUGCUCACACUGCACACGAACGGCGGCAAAAUUAUCGGUGACUCCUUUGGCAUAAAAGAAUCACUCGGUCAUUACAGCUUUUGGCCAAAUGGUGGAAGUGACCAGCCAGGCUGUGAAGUCACUAGAGGCAUUUCAAAUAUACUGUUGGAAGGACUCUUCACCGGGCUGUCAAAUACCAUUGCAUGCAGUCAUCGUCGAGCGACCAUUUUGGUUCAGUUCAAUGAAUCGCUACUUACCACAGCGCAGAGUAUGGCCUACACUUGUGAAGAUUAUGAAAAGUUUGGGGAAGGACAGUGCGGUAACUGUUUGGCCAAUCCGAAUGGAUGCAAGCCCUUUGGUAGUUGGUUUGAUUUUUGGCACCAGUAUCAAUUGCCUUCAAAUUGGUCAAAGCCAGUAAACUAUUUUAUUGAUACUACAGACAGUAAGCCCUACACCACGUACCACCAUCAGAUGGUGGUGAGAACAAAACCAUCUUUUUCCUCAUUUCUCGGGUACAUCAAAGUGACGCCCAUUGGCGAGAAGAGAGACGCUGAACAGAUCAAAAUUGACCCUGGAAGGGUGAAGCCGAACUCGACGUACACUUAUCUGAUCAAGGUGCCCAAAAGUUUGGGUAAUAUUGAUAAAGCUCUGGUGCGCAUUAAAAAUGAUGGCAUAGCCAACUCACUGGUGAAGGCAGUUGGAUUUCAAGGAGAAAGCUUUAAUCCAAUGCAGGUGAUUGAAGAGAUACGAUUCAACUUUAUGAGCAACGAGGAUCUGGCGUAA
Molecule: messenger RNA, 1149 nt
Organism: Rhagoletis zephyria (snowberry fruit fly)
Lineage: Eukaryota; Metazoa; Arthropoda; Insecta; Diptera; Tephritidae
Source: RefSeq, a predicted model, not a curated record